Messenger RNA from Salarias fasciatus (jewelled blenny), 1610 nucleotides. It is a transcript of the gene gja9b, whose product is annotated as gap junction protein alpha 9b. Bases 102 to 1610 code for a protein of 502 amino acids. The record is from RefSeq and is a predicted model, not a curated record. The transcript is spliced from 2 exons. Gene Ontology annotation, cellular component: connexin complex. Gene Ontology annotation, biological process: cell-cell signaling. Lineage: Eukaryota; Metazoa; Chordata; Actinopteri; Blenniiformes; Blenniidae. Gene Ontology annotation, molecular function: gap junction channel activity.
AAGAUGGGCUUGUAGGACUGCAGGAAACGGCAUCAGCAGAGCUCGAAGGCCUUCAACUGUUACAUUUCAUAUCCAAGAUGAGAGCCCUCCUCAUGUAAGAAAUGGGAGACUGGAACUUCCUCGGAGGGAUCUUGGAGGAGGUUCAUAUCCACUCCACCAUGGUGGGUAAGAUCUGGCUGACCAUCCUGUUCAUCUUCCGGAUGUUGGUGUUGGGCGUCGCUGCAGAGGACGUGUGGAACGACGAGCAGUCUGACUUUAUCUGCAACACCGAGCAGCCCGGGUGCCGCAACGUCUGCUACGACCAGGCCUUCCCGAUCUCCCUGAUCCGCUACUGGGUGCUGCAGGUCAUUUUUGUGUCCUCUCCCUCGCUGGUCUACAUGGGCCACGCCAUCUACCAGCUGCGCGCUCUGGAGAAGGAGCGGCACUGCAAGAAGGUGGCUCUGCGCCGAGAGCUGGAGGCGGUGGACACGGAGCUGGUGGAGGUGAAGAGGAGGAUCGAGAAGGAGAUGAGGCAGUUAGAGCAGGGGAAGCUCAAUAAGGCACCGCUGAGGGGCUCCCUGCUGUGCACCUACGUGGCCCACAUCGUCACUCGCUCUGUGGUGGAGGUCAGCUUCAUGAUGGGACAGUACAUCCUGUAUGGACACCGCCUGAGCACGCUUUACAAGUGUGAAAGGGAACCUUGCCCCAACGUGGUGGACUGCUUUGUGUCCAGACCAACGGAGAAGUCUGUUUUCAUGAUGUUCAUGCAGGUGAUCGCCUGCCUCUCCCUCUUCCUCAGCCUGCUGGAGAUCAUGCAUCUGGCUUACAAGAAGAUUAAAAAGGGCAUUCUGGGCUACUGUCCACACCUCAAAGACGACAUGGACGAUUAUUAUGUCAACAAGCCUAAAAAGAACUCAGUUGUGCAUCAGGUUUGCAUCGGGACUUCAGUCGGACGCAAGAAUACGAUUCCCACAGCACCGAGUGGAUACACAUUACUGCUAGAAAAGCAGGGCAACGGACCCAACUACCCCCUCCUGAACGCCUCCUCAGCCUUUGUCCCAAUUCAAGGAGAUCCUGGUGCAAAGCCGGAGAGCCACAAGGACAGUAAAGAGGGAGUGCCAAGCCCCACAGAGCAGAACAGCAACUCCAACAACACCAGCAGCGAGACUCGUUCGCCCCCUGUGGACAAACAGGACGACCCUGAGGAGGCGUCCUCCCCCCAUCCCGAUGACCUGGAGUGUGUGAGCUCCGAGUAUCCCACCCUGCCUGUGGCAGACACCUCCUCAUGCACCACGCUGUCAGCCAUGGUGAGGAAGUCAAGGAGGAUCAGUCCGCCGUGGAACUGUUCCACAGUGAUGGAGUCGAACGGCUCAGACAGCGGAGAUUCCUACCAUGGGAGCAGCAGCAUGAAGCUCCGCAGCAGCUGCGUGGGGCCCAGAGCCAGGGUGCUCUCCAAAUCAGACACCAAGAGGUCAAGCAGGUCGCAGAGCCCAGACUCUAUGGGGGAGCUGAGCUCUGCAUCCCGACACAGCCGGGAGAGCAACAGCCCCACGACCUCCUCACCCAAACGCAGAGUGUCAGCUGCCAGCAGCGGCAGCAGCAGACGAGCUCCAACUGACUUACAGAUAUAA